GCGUGUGUGUGUUUCAUACGAACUGGUUUAAAUAGCGCAGUGUAAUACUUAAGUCAGAUGGCUUGUGGGACAGUGUCGAGAAAACAUGUACCUGAGGAUAUGACGGUGGGGUUCAUCGGGGCAGGCAGGAUGGCCCAGGCCAUGGCUAAGGGCUUCAUUUCUACAGGGAUCUUGAAAGCAUCAAACAUUGUUGCCAGUGACCCGGACCCUCGAUGUCUACAGUCCAUUCAGAGUAUGGGCGUCAACAUCACGGACGACAAUCUUAAGGUUGUUGCAGACAGUCAGCUAGUGGUUUUGGCGGUAAAACCUCAUGUGAUCACUCCCGUCCUAAAACAGGUUUCAUCCUCAUUCUCUCGCGAUAAACUCAUGGUCUCCAUCGCUGCUGGGAUUACAUUAUCAACAUUAGAAGAGAAUCUACUCCCAUCAACACGCGUGGUGCGUGUGAUGCCCAACACUCCCGCUCUAGUUCAGGCGGGAGCGUCUGUCCUCGCCCCAGGGUCGGGUGCCUUGUCAGGUGAUCCAGCGCUAGUAUCCGAGCUGCUUAGCUGUAUUGGAAUCUGUGAAUCGAGUACUGAGGGACUUCUAGACGCUGUCACGGGACUGAGCGGAAGUGGACCUGCCUAUGCAUUCGUUGCUAUAGAAGCGUUGGCUGAUGGCGGCGUUAAGAUGGGACUCCCUCGGGAUCUGGCAGUCAAGCUAGCUGCCCAAACACUUCUGGGAGCUGCAAAAAUGGUCCUAGAAACGGGCAAAAAUCCUGGUCAGUUAAAGGACGAAGUUUGCUCACCAGGCGGCACCACCAUUGCUGCUGUGCAUAAACUGGAGAAAGGCGGGUUCCGAGGUGCCCUUAUUGACGCCGUAGAAGCUGCUACACUAAAGGCUACCGAACUAGGGGCUAAAAAAUGAAAUCAAUAUAUAAUACAGAUGUGUAACCAGAAAGGGUGAUCGACGCUGGGAAUGAGAAUAACACGAAAUUUAAACAACCGUUGUUAAGACGACGCGACACACACCAUGCCCAUAUAUGGCUGGCAGUGAGAAUUUGGCCAUCACCAGAUCACGUGAAAGGUCUCGAUCCAGUGAACGAUGACUAGGUGUAAAGAAGUGAACCCAUUGGUCAUCCAUGGUCACGUGUCAAAGUUGACAUUUCUGUUUUUAUAUAUAAGAAAACCUGGAAGGACUAUUUGAUAUUAUUAUGUUGUAUAAGAAAUAAUACAAACAAGAUGCCGCAAAGCGUGGCAUUAUCCCCCGCGCACAGGUGUUGGUACGGAACCCAAAUAUGCUAUAUAUAGCACUGUAAUAAUUUGAGACUUCACACACUUAUGUAUCAGUACUUUACACGUGAAGGUCUAUUACAGUGAAAGCACUAGUAGAAAAUAAUAAACUCACAUCUCCUCAACUUCAACAUUAUAGAUAUAUAUAUAGAGAUAUAAUUGAAAAUAUAGAAUCAACACAACAAAUGUGUUUCAGUAAUGUUUUCAGGCAUAACAGCUAUCUUCAGGCGAUACAGUUAUUAUAAUGCCUUGGUAACCACAGCAUGAUGCAAUAAACAGCAUAUGGCAGAAGGGGAGAUAAUAAGUCCAUUGCAGUAUAUCAACAUUAAUUUGUAAGACACAUCGUACCAGUCAAAUAUGUAACAUUUUAAGAAUUAAGUGGUUUUUAUCUGAUAUGUCAACUUUAUAGCAACAGUUUAUAUCUUAGUGUAGAUCUUUUGUGUUUGACUGUUGAUAAAUGAAUAAAGGUUAGUA
Messenger RNA from Ylistrum balloti, 1742 nucleotides. Its product is annotated as pyrroline-5-carboxylate reductase 2-like. The transcript is spliced from 6 exons. Gene Ontology annotation, molecular function: pyrroline-5-carboxylate reductase activity. Gene Ontology annotation, biological process: L-proline biosynthetic process. Bases 58 to 903 code for a protein of 281 amino acids. The record is from RefSeq and is a predicted model, not a curated record. Lineage: Eukaryota; Metazoa; Mollusca; Bivalvia; Pectinida; Pectinidae.